Messenger RNA from Amphimedon queenslandica, 1953 nucleotides. RefSeq lists its product as uncharacterized. Bases 70 to 1866 code for a protein of 598 amino acids. The transcript has 8 exons. Gene Ontology annotation, molecular function: p53 binding. NCBI's taxonomy places the organism in Eukaryota, Metazoa, Porifera, Demospongiae, Haplosclerida, Niphatidae. The record is from RefSeq and is a predicted model, not a curated record. Gene Ontology annotation, biological process: regulation of apoptotic process. Gene Ontology annotation, cellular component: nucleus.
UCUGAUAAAGGGUGGGGCUCGCUUUGCAUUUUUCAUGUCUUGAGCUUCUUGGAUGUCAGCAAAGAUAAAAUGGAAGACUCUGAGGUCAGCAUAAGGAUUGAGCUAAAGUCUGGGAGGCGUUUCCCACUAGUUGUGGCCUUCUCUCACUCUGCAACAUGCAGUGACAUACUGGAUACCAUCAAAUCCUGUUUGUUUGAGAUAGACAUGACAAGUUAUGGCAGCCAAUGGAUUUUAAUGGAGUGCUGGCAUGGGAUAAACAAGAGGCUGAAUGGUAGAGAUAACUUUCAAAAUGUGAUGAAUUCAUGGGCUGACUCCACAAGUGUUGCAUUUGUUGCAAGAGAGAAAAGACACCAAAAGAAGCAAGAAAAAAGAAAGAGGAGAUUGUCACAGAAGCAAGCCCUGCCUUCGGGCAAAAGCAUUCAAAGGGAAAUAAAAGAGACAAGGAGAGAGGUGGAUAGAUUGAAUCUACUGCUACUGAAAAGGGACAGACUCAGCUCCGACCCAAUCAGAGAUACUAUUCAAAUGAUGUCAGCUUUGAGUGAUAAAGUGGAUGGUCUUCGAAGUAAAAAGGAACAAUUAGCUAGAGAAGUCUUUAAUAUGAACCAUGAAGCUGCACGGCUCACUGAACAACUAACAUUCCUCAGGAGAAGUUCACAAACAGCCAGUGACUCCCUCACACAAGCCAAAGAAGCCAGAGAGGAGAGGAGGAGAAAAACAGAGAAGGAAACAAGAGAAGGACUGGAAGAGCUAAAUGAAGCCAUUUCUGCUACUCAGUUAGAAUUAGAAAGAAGACAAUUUAUGAGUGAACUGCAAGACAAUAAGAUUUAUAUCCUGCAAGAAGAGAUAUCCAGUUUGCAGAGUAGCCUGAGCCAGAGAGAAAAGGAGAAGGAUAAAAUGAAGCAAUGGGUUGGAAAUGGAACAGUAAAAGAAGUUUUCGCACCACCUGGGAUACCACAAAGCAUACCUGGAGAGAUAAAAAGAGAAAGAGAAGGAGGAGACUCAUUUAAAAGACGAUUUGUUCUACUAAAUAAAAAGACAAAACAACAAGUAGAAGAGGAAGCACGGGCUUUCCGUGAAGCUGCAAUGAAACCUCAAGACGUUGACUCACCAAUGUCACCACAAGCUGACUUUCCAUUUUCCCUUAGUCAAAAGAGACGAAUGUCAAAAGACGAAAAGAAAGAAAAGAAAGGAAUACUAGUGAGAAAUGCAAAGGAGAAGGACGAGAAGAAAGCCUCAGGAAGAGUCUACUUUGAUGCGACAGCACUGCUCCUUAAUGCAGCAGGGGAAGGUGACAUGGAGCUAAUAAAGCAAUGCAUUAGAAAAUUAGGAGGAUGUCAAGUCUUUAGCUCCAAAGGUGCUACUUGCUUGCACAAUGCAGUCUGCUCUGGAAACCUGAGUAUAAUGGAAUACUUUAUCGAGCUCGGAUGUGAUGUGAAUGCUCAAGACUGUGAAGGAUGGACCCCAUUGCAUUGUGCAGCCGGAUUCACUCAUCUACCUGCAAUGCAUCUACUUCUACAAAAUGGAGCGUCCCUUUACCUCCAGACAUCGGAUGAACAGUAUCCAAUAGAUUUAGUCCGAGAGGCAUCAGAAUGUGACAAUGAUGACAUAGAUGCACUUAACUGCUACCAAUACUUGCGGGAUUGCUGGCAAGGACUCGGGAAAAUUAAAGAAAGAAAAGUCUAUGCUCUUUUUAGCUACGUAGCAACAAGCAAUGAAGAGCUAAGCUUCAUGAGUGGAGAGGAAAUGAUUGUAAUGCACAGAGAGGAAGACUUGGGAUGGUGGAUAGUGGAGAACGGUCAAGGGAUGAAAGGAUUUGUACCAUCGACUUUCUUUGGUCUCUAUCCUCGGAGACAAAUAGUACUAUAAAAAGCAUAUGCACAUCAUACAACAAUAAUGAUAAUAAUAAUAAUAAUAAUAAUUUCUAGUUUAAUAUGUGUAUUUGAUGUCAUUGGU